AUGGAGCCUAGUACCUGGAAUCCAGCAAGUCCUAACCGAAGUUUAGUGAUUACAGAAGCACCCUGCACUGACAUCGAUAAACUACUGAAUGCAUAUUAUGUUCCUGCAGUAUACGGAUGUACAUUUGUAUUGGGUGUAACACUUAAUGUUUCUGCUAUAAUUGUUUACUUGUUUGCUUUAAAAGAAUGGAACAGAAGUAAUGUGUUCCUUUUCAAUUUGCUACUUGCAGAUCUCCUUUAUAUAUUUAAUUUACCAUUUCUAGUUUCAUAUUACACCAACAAAGGAAUAUGGUACUAUGGAGGACUAUAUUGUAAGCUGAUGAGGUAUUUUUUCCAUGCAAAUCUGUAUACAAGUAUUCUUUUCCUAGGCUGUGUUAGCAUGGACCGUUACAUUUUGAUUGCUCAUCCUGUAAAGUCAGCUCAAAUUUUCAAGAAAUGGCAUGCAGCACUGAUCAGUUUUGCAAUAUGGGUUCUGGUUACAUUGGAACUAUUGCCAAUGUUUUACUUAAUAACGAUUGAAGGCAUUUCAAAUUCAACUGAUUUGAAGUGUCUUGACUAUGCCAGUUCUGGAGAUGUGGAAACAACAUUUAUAUUCAGCAUGACCGUAACCAUUACAGGAUUCUUGUUACCAUACUGUCUCCUGGUAUUCAGCUAUGUGCUCGUGGUACGUGUUUUAAAGAAUAUGCAGCAGAGGCUCCAAAAUGCAGACAAGGUGGGAAAGCCUCUAACCCUGAUCAUAUUCGCAAUGGUGUUGUUUUCUGCCUCCUUCCUCCCUUAUCACGUUAUGAGAAAUGCUCGCAUAGGUGCCAGAAUGUAUUACGAACCCAACAGUUGUGUCCUUGUCAUACUUAGGGCUCUUUACAAUAUAACUCGCCCCUUAAGCAGUCUAAACAGCUGUUUGAACCCCAUAUUUUAUUUUCUCGUAGGUGACAAUUUCCGAGAUAAGCUUCUUUCGUUAUUCUCAAAAACGUUUAAGACCAGCAAAAUUAAUUUUUCACAUUCUGCAGCAAAUUCAAAGUCUGCCGCUGCGUGA
This is a messenger RNA of Polypterus senegalus (gray bichir), 1032 nucleotides long. RefSeq names its product succinate receptor 1-like. Lineage: Eukaryota; Metazoa; Chordata; Cladistia; Polypteriformes; Polypteridae. Gene Ontology annotation, molecular function: G protein-coupled receptor activity. Gene Ontology annotation, cellular component: plasma membrane. The transcript has a single exon. Bases 1 to 1032 code for a protein of 343 amino acids. Gene Ontology annotation, biological process: G protein-coupled receptor signaling pathway. The record is from RefSeq and is a predicted model, not a curated record.